AUGGAACCACUCCCGAUCAUCAGAGACACGCCCAUGGUCGAGGACCUGGAGACGCCCUUCUUCUGGCCCAUCGCCUUCAAGAACACCUUCAAGCUGAUCCAGCGGAUCGUCACGGGCAAGGUGGAGAACGACAUGACGGCCGCCCGCAGCCUGCACGCCCUGGUGCGCAAGCAGCUCGCCGUCGCGGCCAAGGAGAACUUCCGCGAGACGCAGGCGCUGCUCUACCCGGAGACGGGCGAGCAGGCCAACUUCGAGCUCAUGAUCGAGACGGUCAUGCUGCGGACCAUCGUCGAGGGCGCGCCCCAGGACACGGACGCCCGCGAGGAGAUGGCCGUGCUGGUCGAGAACUGGAUCAGCCUGCCUGGCAUGCAGGAGCCGACUGAGAAGUUUUUGAGAUACCUUCGGCCCAGGCUUUGGAAGGGAACUGUGUGA
Diaporthe citri is the source of this 432-nucleotide messenger RNA. RefSeq lists its product as uncharacterized. Bases 1 to 432 code for a protein of 143 amino acids. The transcript has a single exon. The record is from RefSeq and is a predicted model, not a curated record. NCBI's taxonomy places the organism in Eukaryota, Fungi, Ascomycota, Sordariomycetes, Diaporthales, Diaporthaceae.